AUCAAAGAACAGGGUCACCAGGAUCCUUUAUGGGACAGCAGUGUAUAAGUGUCCCUCCAGUCCACUAGGGGGUGCUGUGUAAUUCCCUGUGCUCUGGUGUUUGAGGUUCCCCCGCCCCUCGCUCUUCUUCCCUGCAGCAGCGGGCGGCAGUUCCCUGCUGCUGCUGACAAGUUGCCCUGCGGGCUUGUUGCUGCUGGGCGGCGGAUCCGCUGUGUUAUUCGUUGAAACCCGGCGGCCGUAAAACCACUCAGGACGUGGACACCUUCGUGUGUUGUUUUUUUUUUCUCCCAGGGGAGGAUGCGCGCUGUUCCGCUGAGGAUACGUUGAACUUGUCGUACGAUACCUUCACAGAUAUCAGGAGGAGCAGGAGUACUUUUGGAAGUGGGGAAUUAUGUGAGGAAGUGCAAAAGGAAUAAAGAACUAACCUGUGAACUUAACGAUCCAGGCUGAUUAAAUUGGCUUCUGGCAUUUUGACUUUGCUGGUAAAGCAGAUUUGAAUGCCUUUGAAGAAGACGCUUAUCUGGGUUAUAACUCUCCCAGUGUUCAGCUUACUUGGAAGUGAAUACGUGGAAAAGCAGUACUUUUUUCUUUAAAAAAAAGGAAAAUGGAUGAUGAACUCGAAAUGUUUCUUGAAGAGCAGAAGGCUAAGGUGGCUCGAGAAAAGGCCAGUCUGGAACACGAUCCACCUUAUAUGGAAAUAAAGACAAAGGCUGACAAUGUGUACAACUCUGCGAUUAAGGAAAAUAUUCCUCCUUACAAGUGGUCCUCGCCACAGAAACCUCAGAACGAGCAUGGAAAAGAUGAGACCUAUGGCUUGAGUUUGCCGCUCGGUGAAGAUUAUGAGAGAAAGAAGCAUAAGCUAAAACAAGAGCUGCGUCAGGAUUACAGGCGCUAUAUGGCUCAGGAAUUAACUCGAGGUAGAAGAAAGAAAAAAAAUAACAGUAGUGGGGAGACGGAUGUGAACGCCCAGGGCCUUUCACUACCAAUUGGCGAAAGAAGAUCUGCAAAGGACCGAUUGCGAAGUGAAAGAAACAAGGAGUAUAAUCAGUUUCUCAGGGGACAGCAGGAGCACAGCACAUUGAAGCGAGAAGCAAAGGACUUGUCUCAGGAUGAGGACAGAGAUGUCGAGCGCGCUGGUGCUCCGAUGGUCCCACCUGAACUGUUGCCCGAGGUGUACCUGAGCCCGAGAGCCCCCGUGCUGCGCGAGUACCCCCCCCCGCGGAGAGACGCUGCCACCUUCACGGAGGACUUGGGGGCCCCGAUGAGGGGCCGGAGGCAGGGGGAGGGCAGGAGCCGCCGCAUGGAAGAGGAGCACGAAAUCCGGGAAAGGAGGCCCCGGCUCAUCAGGCUCGACCCCGGCUCCGACGAGGACUUUCAGCACUACCUCGACUCCGAUGAAGAGCCUCCCGAACUCCAGGCGCGAAGACGGCACAGGCUGAGGGAAGAGCCUGGCAUCGUGGAGAAAAGGCAGCGCCGAGUUUACUACAGACCAGAGAGAGACAUGCCAAGGCUCAGAGACAGAAGAAUUGAUGACUGUGAUGAUUAUCCAGAAAUGGAUCACUAUGUUCAGCGACACAGAAAUGAAAACAGAGUGUACAGGGAGAAAAGGGACAAAGAAGCUCCAAUUGCUUAUGAAGAAGAUUACAAGGAGAGGUUGAAUAGGAAACCCCUUUCAGCUGCAUCUAAACCAAAGCUGCAAGCACCAUCACCUGUCAAGCCCAGUGAAAGAUCAAAGUCAGCUGCUCAUAAAGACGAAGCAGAGUUUGCGACAGGAUUGAUGAUCGGAGCUGCAGAUGCAGAUCUUGCUCUUCAGAAACGGAAAGAGCGAUACAGACAGGAGCUGCAGGCACAGAUGGCAGAGCAGCAACGAAACAAGAUAAGGGAAAAGGAACUGGAGCUCAGAGUUGCAGCUACUGGUGCCACUGACCCAGAGAAACAGCAAGACCAGGAAGAGCCGGAUCGAAUCAAGCAGUUUGGGGCUGUGAGCCGAGACUACGACAGCAAGAGGAGAGACGUCCCCUAUCGUCCAGGGCAGGGCCUGAACGGAUUCAGCCUUGACACGAGCCGGAGGCCUCGUGAGGAAAAGGCCCCCCCUGACCCCGAAGAGAGGGCCCCUCCUGAGAGGCCGCGGGUCGCUUUCCAGUCCCCCAUCUUAGACUACAGCGCCGCCCUGGGGGCUCUGUCUGCUGGAGGAGGUGGCGUGGGGGCUGCCGGGCUGCAGGGCAGUGCAGCUGCUCCUCUCAGUGAAGACUUUCACAGAGGGAUCCCCAGCACUCUUGGAGAAAUAGUUGCACCCAGAAUUGCAAGCGUCCCUCCUCCUCCUCCCCCCACACUGACGGACACUUACAGAACGCCUUAUGAUGAGGCCUAUUACUACUAUGGAGCUAGGAACCCACUGGACCCCAGCCUGGCAUAUUAUGGACCUGGGGCAUUGGGUGUCCAGCCUAUACCUGUAGUGAACCCUCAUUCUGGGGUGCAACUGCUGAACCCACAAAGCCACCUUGGGACUGGAACACAACUAACAGGGCAAGGUAAAUCUACAUCUGGAAUUGGCAUUUUUCCAGUGGAGAAGCCCAGGCAGCCGAAAGACAGCAUGUUAAGUUACCAGGAGGCUCUGAAACAACAGAUCCAAGAGCAGCAGGAACGCAAGAGGAGAGAGAAAGAAGAGAAAGAGCGCUAUGAAUCCAAGCUGGAAGCAGAGAUGAAGGCCUAUGACCCCUGGGGCAGAGGAGGAGGGGGAGCCCCUCUUAAAGACGACCGGGGGAACCUCAUCACUGAUCUGAAUAGAAUGCACAAGUCCAACGAAGAGGCGUACACAAACCCUGAGGCUCGCGACAAGAGAGCUGUGGUGUCUGUCAGCAGGAACGUAGCAACGCCCAGAGACGAAGCUCGAGCCCCCUCCGCACAUCGAAUAUCGGGUUUUUCUUUUGCCCACACGUCACCCUUCGCUCGAGGCAAUGUGUUUGCAGAGGUCCCCACCCCCCAGCAGCUCCAUGAGCAAGACAAAUACAAGGACUACCUCAAACAACAGAUCGAGGAAAAGCGGCGUAAGCAAGCGGAGGAGCGCGAGAGGCUCCGGCUGGAGGAAGAGAAGGAGGAGAAGCGUCUGGCAGAGCAGAGGGCGAAGAUCCAGAGGGAGUACGAGGAGGAGCUGGAGAGGAAAAAGCAAAAAGAGCUGGAGCAAAAGCUGAAGAACGAGGAGCUGGUGCAGCAGGCGGAGGAGCGCCGCCAGGAGGCCGAGCGGAAGAAGCGCGAGGCGGAGGAGAAGGAGAGAGAAUCUCUGCAGCGAGAGCAGUACGAGAGGGAGAGACAGGCUAGACUGGAGGAGGUCCCACGGCAGCCAUCUCCUCCGAUUCCAGCCUUGCAGAAGAGGAUGACCUCCCAGCAGACUCCCAGACCUCUGUCUAUCGACAGCCGCCACUCGACUGCUGUGUCUGAACGCUCGCAAUCGGGCGCUCGCUCCCCGCCAGUGCCCGCCAGGAGGAACCAGCUGCGAGCAGCAGAGGACCAGCAGGGGGUGAUCAGCGAGCUGUCGGUCCUGAGGAAGCAGCUGCGCAGUGAGCAGCGCCGGCUCGAGGGGCAGCUCCUGCAUCUGGACCACGAGGAUCUGGACACGCCUUUGUCUGGCAGGCGCAGAGACAAGGCGCAGGUGGAUGUGUUUGACAUGGCCAGACUGCGCAUGCAAGCUCCUGUCCGGAGACCGUCCACCAGAGCGCUCGAGCCCAUGAACAUCCAGAACAUCAGGGAAUUCAACCAGCUCAAAUACAGAGACAGCGAGUCCCGGGAAGAGGUGCGCCAGGCGUACCCCGACCCCCCCAGCGACGACCGCGGCCUGGAGAUCCAGCAGCAGGCCCUUCUCCGCGAACAGCAAAGGAGGAUCAACUCGCUGAGGAGGAGAGGAGGCACUGACGAUUUUGAAUUCUCUCAUGCGGGACAUCAAAAACAUCACUUGAGAAUGGACUCUGCAGCAAAGCCCUUGAGAGGAUCACUGUUAGAAUCCGAGAGUGCUUUCAUUGGUACCUCUGGAGAGACGGUCGCAGUGCUGCCAGACACUGACCAGAGCACACGGCAACUGUCUGCAAGGGAGCGCAGGAGACAACACAAGAAGAUGGACUUUGAUCCUGAUAAGGGGGCGCCCAGAGAGCUGAGAGACCCUGCAGCGGAGGCAGACGCAUACUCUCUGGCCAGCCUCAAUAUGGACCAGCUCAGGGAUCGCAACGAGCGCAGGAUGAGACGCCUGGAGGACCUGAGCCAUCAGAGCUGGAGGACUGGAGAGGCGUCUGCUGACGAGACAGACGACAUCCUGAAGCAAGUUUCCCCGACGGACAGAGACCGGCCGUACUCUGUGGAGACCGUGGCCACCGAGCCCUGGCUCAGACCUGGGACUUCAGACACACUGAAGCGCUUCAUGGCUGGACAGACACGGCGAGAGAGGCCGCCUUCUGCUAACUCUCUGGCCCUAAACUGGGAGGGUCCCUCCACCUCUCACGGAUGACCGCGGGCACGGGGGAAGAGCGUAGUUUGUGCACUUUCCGGGUUGUGUAGUGUUAGUGUGUGGAAACUGCUUUGUGUGGCCUUCAGCACAUUAUCUUUUGGAAAAUAAUUGUAAAGAGAGCUGCAUGAAAACAAAUGGUUAUUUUGUUGAGCUUCGAACUGCUUGGUGUGCAUUAGCAUUGAGAUUACAGAUCUGAGCCCUUUUCCUGAGUGCUUACGAUUAUCUACCUCUCUGGAUUAUUGGCCUUUAUUUCACAGCUGUGAAUAUGUAGAGUGCUGGGUUUAUUUAUGUUUUUCUUGCUAAGUUUUGACAACCGCAUGGGAAGGAAAAUGUGAUUGACAUUCUGCUGUCUCUUUGUGAAUGUUUCUUGGGAAAAUUUCAAUGUGUUCUUGCACUCCUAGAAAACAAAAAUCAAUAUUCUUUUCUAAAACA
Lepisosteus oculatus (spotted gar) is the source of this 4927-nucleotide messenger RNA. NCBI's taxonomy places the organism in Eukaryota, Metazoa, Chordata, Actinopteri, Semionotiformes, Lepisosteidae. The record is from RefSeq and is a predicted model, not a curated record.